GUCAUGUGUUUACAUGAGUGUGAAAUGAAACCUGCUGCUACCUUCUAGUAAACGUUUUGGUUUUGUGUUCGUCACAUAGUUUCAAAAAGCAUUUUUUCGUAAAGAUGCUGACGAUGGAAGGCUUCACUUGUUUUCCGGGUUUAAUGUGGGACAAGGUGCUGUCAAAGGUAAAGAAAGCAAUUGUUUUCAUGGAUGACAGGUGCAGCGAGAGCCUUCACUGGAAUGGUGGAGCAACCAGUUUAUUAGAGGCUGGAGCACGUAACAUUAAACAGUUUUCUAGCUUUGAGGCUGGAGGAGACAACGAACCCAAGGCUGUGUUCGUCGUUAGCACUCUGCUAAAAGGUAGAACAGCGGACAUCAUUAAAGACAUAAUUUCCAUGAGCCAUUUUCACUACUGUGUUAUCUUCACCGCCGUUCCUCACUCUAUUCAUCUCCUUGCUAAUAAUGUCACCACGGAACUUGAGGGUAACCCAGUGUUUGAGCAGUUCGAGGAGAAGCUGUGUGAGUGGAUGGGUGAUAUGAACUACACCGCUGAGGUGAUGCAUGCACCGGUUGUUUUCGCCUCUCUGUCGCAGCAGUUCCUCCUCUCACCCCUCUUCUCACAGCUGUUCCCAUUGCUCCCUUCCGACCUCGAAGCCAUUAACCGAAAACGUCCGGAGAAGAAAAGAUUUAGUAGUUUGCUCGAUGUGGACAUUCACUCUCUCCCCCCAGAGUUGCAGAUUCAGAUUAAAUCCUUGGCUUCGGCGUUAAACACCAUGUUUGAAUGCACCAACACACGCGAAGAGAGCUUCGCUGUCGGACCCAUGAGCCGUCUCAUAGCCGGAGAGCUGGCCAAUCAUCCUCAAGCCAAAAACAGAAGAAAGAUGGCCCCCAACAAGGCAUCAAUUGUCUUCAUAGACAGGAUGCUAGACCUAACAGGAGCUGUCGGUCAUCAUGGUGAUAACCUUGUGGAGAAAAUACUGUCUGCCUUGCCUACGUUGCCAGGACACAUGACUGACAUCCAGGUGGACAUGCUGGAGCUGACCAACCUGCAUCGCACCCCAGACAUAGAGGGGGUCCUGGCCCCAGGAUGCCUGGCACAAAACCAUUCAUCGGCGGCGCGGUCGCUCUGGGAGACCAUGCUGGUUGCUAAGCAGAAGGAGGCGGUGAUGGAGGUGCGGAGGCAACUGGUGGAGGCGGCCAGCAAGGAGAACCUGCCAAUCAAGAUGGGCCUGGGUCGUGUAACGGCGGAUCAGCUCACCUCCUACGUCCAGCUCUUUAAGGGGAAGGUGGAGGCUGUGGAGACCCAUGCUGGGGUGCUCCAGCUGGCCCUGGCCACUGCCCAGACGCUCCGUCACCCGGCCCUGCCCCGCUGGGACGCCAGUCUGGCCUUCCAGAGGCUACUGCUGCAGGCUCUUGGAGACUCGGACCUCGCAGCUGUUCUGAAACAGGUUCUGCCCCUGAUCAAGUCGGCCUGCGACUCCAGUCCCGAGGGCUCGGAGGCGGGUUCCGGUUCCGGUUCUGGUCCGGCGGCGCUGGGAGUGGACGAGCUGCUGGGGCUGUUGGUGUUCCUGUACUCGCUGUCGGAGGAGACGCAGCCGUGUGAGGAGGAGGUGCAGGAGCAGGCGGAGAUGGAGCUGAUGGGAGCGCUCACACUGCUCCUCACCAAGCAGACGCAGCUCAGCCCGCUCCUCCAGAGCAUCACCGGAGUGUCGAGCCCUGAGGAGCUGACGAUGGAGCGUGCUCACUCAGCGCUGGAGGUGGUGUUUGAGACGCUGCGGGUGCUGGGACACGCCCGCGAGCACCUGAAGCAGCUGGACUCUGUCUACACGCCCAGCGACGGCGUCCACCAGGCUACGUAUCGGCCAUUUCUGAAGCAGGUUCUCGAUGAGAUCUUCCACCCUGACCGUCCAGAGUGUCCUGAUAUAGAGCACACUUCAGGUCGUCUAACAGACCUCCUUAAGACUGGCUUCAGCAUGUUUAUGAAGGUGAGCAGACCACACCCUAGUGACCAUCCCCUGUUGUUUCUCUUCCUGGUGGGCGGAGUCACUCCCUCGGAGCUACGCCUCAUCCGUGACACAGUGUCCACCCACAGACCAGGCACUCAGGUGCUGGUGCUGUCCACCAGGCUGCUGCGUCCGGCAGACAUCCCUCAGCUGCUCUUCGCUACCGAGAGGCUGGUGCCAGACAUCGGAGUGUAAGCAGUCUGCAGUCAGUCUGCUGUACACACACACACACACACCUACACACACACAUACACACACACACACACACACACACACACACACACACACACACACACACACACAGUAUUUAGACUUGGAUUCAAACUCAUUCUCAUAUUUCCAGCUUUAGCUGCAGAUCUGAUGGCUUUUUGGGUGCCUGUGAUUUCUCUUUGGGAAGACACACACACACACACACACACACACAUGCGCGCGCCGCUCUUUCCCUCACAGUUUCUCACAACAGACUCAAAUGUGGACUCAAACUUCUAACUCAUCCUCAUUUCUCAUCAACUCCAACUCGAUUAGGGCUCUGAUGGCUUCAUGGGUAUCUGUGGAAUUUCCCUAAGGGAACACACUCACACACACACACACAUACACACACACACACACACACACACACACACACAGUACUUAGUCUUGGACUCCAACUCAUCGUCACGUUCUCAUGCAAGCUCCAGCUCUAAUAGGUUUCUGGGUGCCUGUGGGCUUCUUCCCUGAGGGCUUGAGGAGGCUGCUGGCUGGGCAGGGGUUGUGGUGUGUGCUGGUGGUGAGGACCCACAGGGCGUGCUCUCUGCCUCUCUCCCUCCCCGCUGCGGGCGGCUCUUCAUGUGGCCGCUGGGCCGGGAGCCGCUCCCUGUCAUUGGGCCCGAAAGCGCGGAGCUUCUGCUCUGCCGUCCCACGUCAUAGCCAUAAAUCUGCCCCCGGCUCCUCGGCCACAGCCAUGCUGUACACAUAACUCUAUACACACACACAUGUAUGUACACAUAGCUCUAUACACACACACAUGUAUGUACACAUAGCUCUAUACACACAUUCGCAUAUACACAUAGCUCUACACACACACACAUA
Messenger RNA from Alosa sapidissima (American shad), 3053 nucleotides. It is a transcript of the gene scfd2, whose product is annotated as sec1 family domain containing 2. Gene Ontology annotation, biological process: vesicle-mediated transport; intracellular protein transport. The transcript has 9 exons. Lineage: Eukaryota; Metazoa; Chordata; Actinopteri; Clupeiformes; Clupeidae. The coding region runs from base 105 to 2180 and encodes 691 amino acids. The record is from RefSeq and is a predicted model, not a curated record.